Messenger RNA from Myripristis murdjan (pinecone soldierfish), 3813 nucleotides. RefSeq names its product DEAD (Asp-Glu-Ala-Asp) box polypeptide 10 (gene ddx10). The transcript has 5 exons. The record is from RefSeq and is a predicted model, not a curated record. Bases 1 to 2745 code for a protein of 914 amino acids. Gene Ontology annotation, molecular function: RNA helicase activity; ATP binding; nucleic acid binding. Lineage: Eukaryota; Metazoa; Chordata; Actinopteri; Holocentriformes; Holocentridae.
AUGUCCAUCCUGCACACUGACACGGUGUCGCGUCUUGAAAACGUCAUUUCGGCCGCGACGUGGAAAUGCAUUCCCCACGCUGUUUUUGAAGCUCUCUCCCUUUUCCACUGUUUAUUCUUGUCCUCUUUUGCUUUAUUUUGUUUUGUUUUUUUUCGGAGCCAUGGAGAAAAAGAAAGCGAGCGCCGCGGCCGUGGGGAACAGACCGAAAGGCGGCGCGGAUCCGGUGAAAACUUCGAGAAGUGGAGGAAGAAGUACAACCGGACGAAGACACGAGUGAAGCAGGAGAGAGCGCAGAGGAAGAAGCCGGAGUGGCAGCAGGAGCGGGACUACAUCCACAAGCUGGUCAGCUCGUACGGCAGCAUCAACACCAAGGACGCGGUCAAGUUCUCAGACUUCCCCAUUUCCAGGCGGACGCUGCGGGGCCUGCAGGAGGCUCAGUACCGGCAGCCCACCGAGAUCCAGAGGCAGACCAUCGGCUUCGCCCUGCAGGGGAGGGACGUGCUCGGAGCGGCCAAGACGGGCUCCGGGAAGACGCUGGCUUUCCUCAUCCCCGUGCUGGAGUGUCUGUACCGGCAGCAGUGGACCGCCAUGGACGGCCUGGGCGCCCUCAUCAUCUCGCCGACCCGGGAGCUGGCCUACCAGACCUUCGAGGUGCUCCGCAAGGUGGGCAAGAACCACGAGUUCUCCGCGGGGCUCAUCAUCGGCGGCAAGGACCUGAGCAGCGAGUCGGAGCGGAUCCACCGCACCAACAUCGUCAUCUGCACCCCGGGUCGGCUGCUGCAGCACAUGGACCAGACCGCAGACUUCCACGCCUCCGGCCUCCACAUGCUGGUGCUGGACGAAGCCGACCGCAUCCUGGACAUGGGCUUCGCCGACACCCUCAACGCCAUCGUGGAGAACCUGCCCAGCAGCCGGCAGACGCUGCUGUUCUCCGCCACGCAGACCAAGUCGGUGAAGGACCUGGCCCGGCUCAGCCUCAAGGACCCGGAGUACGUGUGGGUCCAUGAGAAGGCCAAGUUCAGCACGCCGGCCACGCUGGAGCAGAGCUACGUGGUGUGUGAGCUGCACCAGAAGGUCAACAUGCUCUACUCCUUCAUCCGCAGCCACCUGCAGAAGAAGGUAAUCGUCUUCUUCGCCUGCUGCAAGGAGGUGCAGUACCUGUUCCGGGUGUUCUGCCGGCUGCGGCCCGGCAUGCCCAUCCUGGCCCUGCACGGCAAGCAGCAGCAGAUGAAGAGGGUGGAGGUCUACAACGACUUCAUCAGGAAGAAACACGCCGUGCUCUUCGCCACCGACAUCGCCGCCCGGGGCCUGGACUUCCCCGCCGUGAACUGGGUGCUGCAGUUCGACUGUCCCGAGGACGCGGACACCUACAUCCACAGGGUGGGCCGGACCGCCCGGUACAAGGAGGGCGGCGAGGCCCUGCUGGUGCUGCUGCCGUCCGAGGAGGAGGGCAUGGUGGCUCAGCUCCAAGCCAAGAAGGUCCCCAUCAACAAGAUCCAGGUGAACCCGGAGAAACUGCAGAGCGUGCAGCAGAAACUGGAGUCCUUCCUGGCGCAGGAAAAGGAACAGAAGGAGCGAGCCCAGAGGUGUUUUGUCUCCUACCUGCGCUCUGUCUACCUGAUGAAGAACAAAGACGUUUUUGAUGUGUUUAAGCUCCAGCUUCAGGAGUACGCCGGGUCCCUGGGCCUGGCUGUGGCUCCCAGGGUGCGAUUCCUGAGUAAAGCUCAGAAACAGAAAGCUGACAGGGAGGAGGAUGAGCCAUCUGAGGAGGACGCAGAGCUGAAGAGCUUCAAGGAAAAACUGACAGGAAAAGAUCCGGAUGUGGGAAAACUGAUUGCAGAAUCAGCAGAUUCAGAGGAUUCAGACGAGGAGGAGGACAGUGCUGAUGAGGAGGAGGAGGAGGAGGAAGAAGAAGAAGAAGAGGAAGAGAAACAAUCAAAGGUGCUUCAUUUUGGUGCAGAUGAUAACGAGGAGGACGAUGAUCUGAGGGACUUGGACCUGCUGACAGUCAAAAGAAAAGACGUUUUCAGUCUGACGCAAGGUGAGGAGAGCGAGGAGGAGGACGCCAGCGAACCCCAAAAGAAAACCGAAAAAGAGACAAAGUUCAAAGAGGCCAAGAAGAUUCUGAAGAGAAACUUCAAGGUCAACACCAAAGUGACUUUCACCGAAGAAGGGCAGGCUGUGCAGCAGUGGCCCCCGAAGCAGCGGUCAGCGAGGCAGGCGGCGGGCGAGGAGGACGAGGAGGAGGAAGAGGAGCUCUCGGGCAUCAACGUGGAGAAGGCCAAGGAGAGGCUGAGGCGCGAGGACCAGGAGUUCGACAAGCAGGAGUACAGCCGCAAAGUGAAGGAGAAGCACCGCGAGAGGAGGCUGAAGGCCAAGGCGGCCCGCAGGGAGGCCAGCAGGCAGCACGGCAACAAGUCCGACGACGACGAGGAGGACGAGGUGGUGGCGUACCUGGCCAACAGCGACGACGACGACGGGGAAGAGUUUGACCCCAGCACCCUCCCCGACCCCGACAAACACAACACCGACGAAGAGGAGGAGCCGAGCAGCGACCAAGCCCGGUCGAGCAAACGGCAGCACAGCAGCGACAGCAGCGAGGAGGAAGAGGAGGAGGAGGAGGAAGCAACAGGAAACAGGAAGAAACGGAGGCAGGAGGAUGAGGAGCACGCGGCUCUGGACACUGGACUUUCUCUGGCGGAAGACGAGGAGCUGGUCCUGCAUCUGCUGGGAGGCCGCAGAUAGAUCAAACCCCACGGAGGGUUCGGUUUUAUUCUAGAAAAGCCAAUGGUGGAAUCUGGGCUCAGAGAACAACAUCAACCGAACAGAGUGAAAUAAAAACCACACAAAUGACUGAUUUUUGCAGUUGAUUUUGAGUGUCUAACAUCACUGUCUUUAACAGAAUGUGGAUCUAAGGCCCUGUCCACACCAAGUUGGGUAAAUGUGAAUGCACUGUUUUCCAUCCACACUACACCUCACUCAGCACUGACAGUCAAAAUGUCAGUGUUUUCAAAAAGCUCGAUUCUCCGUCCACACCGCCAGAGUGCCAUUUUCAAAUCCAGACACCUUUGAAAAACUCUUAGAAAAGCCUGGAAAACGCUGGUUUAAAGUCCAGUAUACAUCUGUGUUAAAGUGUCACUGUAGCUGCGCUGUGUGUAUUUAUAAUUCUGUGUUUGUGAGUCUGAGCCACACUGAGCUGGUCUCUCAAACACUGGACAGCAGAGUCAAGAUUUUACUAAUAAAGCACAGAUGAAAACCAGAGAAAUAUUGUAUACAUUGAGUGAAACGAGAAAUGUAUUCCAAAUCAGUGUUUUGAGAUAUUUAGUGUCAUAUCGCAGUCUGAAUAAUGUUGGGAUGGGUUGGCAAAAGCAGCCCAGUUAAACAGACACGACAACCGGCAUCGUGUUGUCUCUACUGUUUGUUGAAAAUCAGUCAGCUGAAAACACAGAAGCAGCACAGCGCGAUCAAAGCGACCACAGAAACCCAUGACGUAGCUAUGGCAGCAUUUUGAGAUACAGUUAUAAAUGAACUGUUAGUAUGGUCGGAGGGUGAAAACAGAAGAAAGGGGAAAAAAAACAUGCCUUUCCAGUUUUACCUGGCAUAGUGUGGACAUGGCCUCAGACACUCAACUCAAAAGCUCAUUUUUUGACUGUGGCUCGGCCUUUACAGUGUCAAGAUUAAGGUGCAGCAGCUGUUUUUGGACAUUUAGUGUGUGAUUUGAGAAAAAAAAAAAAGUAUAUUAAAUGGUAAUAUUUGACCUCACUGAUGAUGCUACUAGCCAGUGCUGUCAUGAUAUAUAUUUGAGUUAAUCAG